Messenger RNA from Zerene cesonia (dogface butterfly), 2448 nucleotides. RefSeq names its product zinc finger and BTB domain-containing protein 8B-like. Lineage: Eukaryota; Metazoa; Arthropoda; Insecta; Lepidoptera; Pieridae. The record is from RefSeq and is a predicted model, not a curated record. Bases 98 to 1330 code for a protein of 410 amino acids. Gene Ontology annotation, biological process: regulation of transcription by RNA polymerase II. Gene Ontology annotation, cellular component: nucleus. Gene Ontology annotation, molecular function: protein binding. The transcript has 6 exons.
UGUUAACUUUCAGCGCGCGAUUGAUACAUCUUAGUUGUUUGUUUUUCUACGUUUAAUAUUAUUUUGUUUUUAAAAACAAUCUGCAUGACGGCACAUCAUGUCGAAUCAAGAAAUAAGUCUAAAGUGGAAUGGCUAUCAGAACAAUAUAUUAUACAAUGUGAAGGAAUUAUUUAAGGACGAGGGCUUAUCGGACGUGACUCUAGUCUCAGAUGGCCAAAGCUUUAAAGCUCAUAAAGUUAUUCUUUCUGCGAACAGUACAGUAUUUAGAACUAUAUUUCAGCAAAACCCCCACAAGGAUCCAAUUAUAGUGCUUCAUGACAUCAACACGAACUCUUUACGGACUCUUCUCACGUUUAUGUACAACGGGGAAGUUAAUGUAACCGAAGAAUUUUUGCCAGUUCUCUUAAAAACUGCUGAGACUUUAAGGAUCUGUGGAUUGUCUACAGGAAGCGAAAGUAAUCGUGAAGACGAUAUUCCGAAAAAAGAAGAGAAAUCUACAGCAAGUAUACAAACAAACACUAAAAAGCGUAAAAAGAGUGAACAUGAAGAUAAUAAUAACAAAGUAAAAAGGCCUAUGCAGAUAAAAAAGUCGGAAACAACAAGUAAUGUGUCUAAUUCUGAUAGUAUCAAAACUCAUAAUAUAACACCAAAAAUAGAACCCAUAGAUUCCCCAUUGACAGAUUACUCCGGAGAGAACACAAAUGAUACAGAUAUUGCAGUCCUUGAAGAUAAUCUAGAGAAGAAAUACUCUGCCACUUCGGACACCACUUCCAAUAAAUCACUUACAUCUAACGAGAAUACAAAAAAAUGGAUAAACGAAGUGAGCAGCACUCAGCCAUGCUUAAAUACAAAUUUAGAAAAGGACAAAGAUGAAAAAGAUAUUGAAAUUGAUAAAGAGGUUGAGACCGUGUUGCAGAGUGGGACAAUAGUGGAGUCACUGAAUAUAGCCACGGAAAACAUGGGUUUUGUUAGUAAUGAACAUUUUAAUGAUAAGGAUAAAUCUGGUAUAACAUAUGCAAAUCCAUCAUUCCCGUGCCCAUUUUGCCCCCGAGUAUAUAACAGCUGGGGCUAUAGACGUAGACAUGUUAAGUCACGGCAUAUGACAAAUAGAUUAUCGUGCAAGUGGUGCGUUUCAGUGCUGCCGUCUACUGGCGCGUGGUAUUCCCAUGCGACAAAAACCCACGGGGUUCCCCACGAAGAGGCGAGGAAUUCCCUGGUGGUGAUGGUGGAAGCUCACGCUGUACUGACCCUCAAUGAACCCAGUGUUGCCCAAUUACUGGGACAAGUGGGAAUGGAUGCUAAUGGAGGUGUAAGUGAGAAAAAUAAUUAGUUUCACUGUAGUCGAGGUGACACAUUAAUAUGUUAUUUGUGCAUAGACAUUUGUUAACGUUAACGAGAGUCUCUUGACAAAUUUUAAUAUAAUAUGUGCCAGUAAUUUAUGUGUAGGAUGGGGUAUUUUUAGAAUUACGUAUAUUUGUGUAAUGACAUUUUGGGAUCACAGUUUUGUGGAGACUUUAUGCUUCAUACUGUCCUUUGUAUAGAAUAACAAAUGUGAAUGUGUGUUUGUUUACUUGUCUACCUUUCACGUUGAAAUUGAUAUCUUGAUGAACUUAAUGAUAUGAAUUCUGUGCCUGGAGGCUAGAGAUCGACAAAGACUAUUCUUAACCGCACUUAAACAUUUAAUUCAUAUGGAAGCACAGGCUAAGCUGCGGGCGGAAAGACAGUAGAAUAUAUAAUUAAAAUAUCUUUGCAAAUGUCUGAAACGAUUGGUAUAACCGGCAAUUACUUAUUCUUGCGGUAUUGCGUUUUCUUGUCGAACUUUAUUAAACAAUAUUGUCUUAAUAUUGAAGUAAAAGACUAACAAAAAAGAAUAACAUGAAAUUAUACGUAUUUAAAUUAAAAUAUAACAUAAAUAUAGGAAUAAAAAGAUUAAAAAAAAGCCAAUAAAACUGCCGUCUGUCAUAUUUACAGUUUUAAAAUUAUGAGGAUAUUUUAAUUUGGUAAAAUUCGGCAUGUAAUAAAAAUCAACUGAAGGGGUUUAUUAGAAUUGUGACGUAUGUUUUGGAUGAAUAUUUAUAUACUGUGUGGAAAGCAAUAAUCUUCAUGCAAAGAACUUUUAUUUAUUUAUACUUUAAUAUGUUCACCUCUAUAGGGACUUGAUAUAUUUUUAUAUGAGAUUGGUGAAUUAAUAUUAGUGAAAUAAGUCUGGUCUUUUUUUAAAUGUUAUUAAUUUAAAAAAAUGUUUCAUCAUUUUGGUUAAUAAUUAUAACGUUUUCGAGUUGUCAUUUUGACGAGAGUUGCCAUAAUAAAAUAGUAAUACAUUUGUUGUGUGGUCAUUUGGGAAAUUCAUUCAAAUUUUAUUUAAAAGUAAAUAAUAUUUUAAGUUUAUUCUAAUUUGUAUCUUUAAUUUUGAUCUCACAUAUCGCAAGUCAGAGUAUAGGUUAGGAA